AUGAAAGAGCCCAACAGCUUCACCUUCAUCCAGCCCUUGACGCUUUCUCACUUCCAACCCUCGAGAAUCAGCAGCCUCGACCACGAAGAGCAACAGUGCAUGGAAGCCUUUCGACACCGCCUCGUCUAUUGUAUUAUGGAAGACGUAGGCCGGCCAUCCUUACAGGGCCUCAUGCUGCAGGCUGCCUAUGAAGAACCGGCGCUUUUAAAAGCCGUCAUCGCUUUCAGCGUGUUGUGUGAUGCCUACGACGAGGCUAAGAGGGCGAUGACGGUGUGGGAUCCAAAAGCGACAGAGGUCUCGGAAGACGUGCAGCUUGCUAUUCUUAAUUAUCGCGCGUGUAUACACAGAAUGCAGAACAUGAUUCCGAACGGCGACGGACGAUCCAUCAAUGUCAUCUUGUUGUGUACGAUUGUGUGCAUCUGCUUUGAGCUUCUCAUGAGAAAUGCCGAGAUGGCGCUCUGUCAUUUGGACCAUAGCCUUCAAAUUCUUAACUCCAAUGCCGACUCGAUUGAUCAAGAUUUGGCUCUGGCUUUCACCAGGCUUGACCUGCAGGUCUCCGUCUUUCUUGGCCUGCGAUCGCCCCUAAUCGCUCUAAAUAUCACAGAAUUAGCGGAUUUUAGUCUCAAAAAAGUCUCUAGAGACCCAGAGAGCGAGCUUGCGGAUCUAAUGGGCUCAGUGUUCACCUUCCUCCGACUUAAAGCAGACGACUAUCGCUAUCGAGUCCCAGGAUCGAUCCCACUCGACCUUCUGUUAGAAGCCAAGUUACUGGAAGAUAAACUGCAUCAAUUCCGAAAAAAAUACCUCACGCCCGGCUCCAACGGAGACUGGCUAUCCCCCGCCGGAGAAGCCAACCUACGAGUCAAAUGCCUCACGGGCAUCAUUCUCGUGGCCACGUCAUUGUACACCGAGGAAGCAAUAUACGACCAAUUCACCUGUGAUUUCCUCGCUAUAGUAGACAGCGCGUCCGAAAUUCUCAGCCCGCUUCCCGUGAGCCCCAUCUCAGACGGGGGCAGUCCACGGCAACACGUAGAAUUUGCUCUCGACAGGGCCGUCAUAUACUCCUUAUAUAUCACUGCCUUAAAAUGCAGAAGCUCGCUCAUUCGCCGACGAGCAAUUGAACUGCUACAGAUAGCACCUAGCCUUGGGGGUUCAUGGGAUGCAAUGACCUAUGCCAAAAUAGCAGAGCGCCUGAUGCAGUUGGAGGAGGCGUGUUUGGAAGAGCCGCAGCCAACCGAUCCAGCCGUCGUGCCAGAAUGGUGCCGUAUUCACUCGGUAGAUAUUUAUCCCCAAAGCGGUGGAAAAUUUGUGAAGGUUCUAUUUCGAUUUCGACCCAAUGGUAUGGAUGGGGAGUGGAGCGACUUUUCAGAGACGAUAGCUUGGUGA
This is a messenger RNA of Metarhizium brunneum ARSEF 3297, 1383 nucleotides long. RefSeq lists its product as uncharacterized. NCBI's taxonomy places the organism in Eukaryota, Fungi, Ascomycota, Sordariomycetes, Hypocreales, Clavicipitaceae. The record is from RefSeq and is a predicted model, not a curated record.